CUGUCUCCUAGCUUGUCCCAGCUACACACGUUUUUGGAGUCUUCCUGAUAGCAACAAAGAGGUUAAAAAAAUAAAUUUAAAAAAGAAACACAGACGGACACUGGGAGAGGAUCAUGUUGACGUUGACCCUUCUGGGCCUCAGUAUAGGACUGGUGGCUAAUGCUUUCCCCACACAGCAGUCUGGAAACGGGAAGAACUGGGUGGUGAUUGUCGCUGGCUCCAAUGGCUGGCACAACUACAGACACCAGGCAGAUGCUUGCCAUGCGUACCAGAUCGUCCACAAGAAUGGCAUCCCUGACGAGCAGAUUGUUGUGAUGAUGUAUGAUGAUCUGGCAACCAAUGAGUCAAACCCCACCCCAGGGGUGGUGAUCAACCGACCCAAUGGGACAAACGUCUACAAGGGAGUCCCCAAAGACUACACUGGAAACGCUGUGACCCCUGACAACUUCCUGGCGGUGCUGAAGGGUGACUCUGCCAGUACAAAGUGGGGUUCUGGAAAGGUACUGAAGAGCGGUCCCAACGACCACGUGUUUGUGUACAUCUCUGCUCGAGGAGCGCCUGGUCUGCUGGCCUUCCCCAAUGAUGAGCUCUAUGCUAACGACCUCAUGGACGUUAUUAACUACAUGCAUAAGAACAAGAAAUACAAAAAGUUGGUGUUCUAUAUUGAUGCCUGUGGUUCAGGAUCAAUGAUGGCCAAGCUGCCUGAUGACAUCAAUGUGUAUGCCACCACAGCAACCAACUCCUAUGCCUGCUACUAUGACGAGAAGAGGAAGACCUACCUGGGGGACUGGUACAGUGUUAAUUGGAUGGAAAACUCUGAUGUGAAGGACCUGAGCAAGGAGACCCUAAUGAGUCAGUUCAAGAUCGUCCAGAGCCACGUCAUGCAAUUUGGAAACAAGACUCUGGCCAAUAUGAAGGUAAAGGCUUUUCAAGGUAAUGCCAACGCCCGGCCUGCCCCCCCCAUGACCCUGCAGCCUGUAGUGGAACCAGGUCUGAUCCCCAGCCUUGACGUCCCUAUGGCCAUCCUCAAUAGGACAUACUCAGCCACAGCCACAGCCACAGCCAAGGAGUAUGUCUACCAGCUCCACUCACACCUCAAGGGGAUUGGGCAGCUGAGACAGAACAUGCUUAAGGUGGUGCAGUGUGUGACGGGUGUUAACCGCGAGAAUCCGAAGAUUCUGAGUUGGAAGAUGGAUCUGAUGCAGCACCAGUGCUACAAGGAUGCUGUCAGUCACUACAAGACACAUUGCUUAAACUGGUUUUUCCCUGAGCAUGAGUAUUAUCUGCGGGACCUGUACGCGUUGUUCAACCUGUGUGUGUCAAGAUAUGAAACAGAUCGUAUCCGGAUGACAAUAGAGAAAGUGUGUCUAGUUGCAGAGACAAACCUCUAAUCGGGUUGCUGUGUCUGCAGACAGAGGGGUCUGAGAAGACAAGUCUUGUCUUUUCACUGACAAGGAAUAAAGUUUGAAUCUUUUUAUUUUUUAAUCACUACUCUCUUCUAAUCAUAGCUUUGAUUUCAAACUAGGUUUUUCCCCUCCGGUUUUAAUGAGACCUUUUUUUUAAAGAUGUGUUUUUUUAUGAUGAAUUUCACUAUAUCCCUGUGAGAGUUUGUUUUGUUUUUGAUGAGAAGAAUGUUUUUCUUUUUUUUUUUUUUACUGCUCUGAUUUCUAUGAACACUAAUGAGAGGAGAUCAGGAGCCAGUUUGCCCACUUGGUUGUCAGCUCUGCUCUGCUGGUAGCUCUGCUCUGCUGGUAGCUCUGCUGCAGUAGGGUGAAGUUCACCUAGUUUCUGAUCUUAAUGUCAGUUCUGCCUCCCCCCUAAUGGUUAAGUUUAAAGACUUGUAGAAGGGGAAGCAGAUCCUAGAAGGGACUUCACCCCUGAGCGAGACUGACCUGGAGGUUGAAUCCUACAGCAUCACAUGAUCUGCAAGAUAACCCAAUCUCCUGUUGUUAAAGGAUCAGGCUAUGUUGACGUUGUCACACGGAUUUUGAAAUAUAACCUGGACAGUCUAAAACAGCUGUGGACUAGUCAUUGCUCUCGCCGUCAGUACCUUCUAUAUCUAGUCAAGGUUUAGUUAAGAUAUUGCCCGAGUCAGAUAAUUGUUAUCAUAUUAGGAUUGUUUGAGUUAAACGAUACAGCUGCUGUACCUGGUUUUGCUGAGGAUAGGUACAACAGACACAAUGCUCUUUUUAAAAAGGUUAAGUUUCUGAAUGGUCGUCUAGGAGGCGGUGGAAGGAAUUGAGGAGCGGACUGCAGCAAUUGUGUAAAUAAAACCUCUGUUCAGA
Messenger RNA from Oncorhynchus nerka (sockeye salmon), 2285 nucleotides. RefSeq names its product legumain-like. The record is from RefSeq and is a predicted model, not a curated record. Gene Ontology annotation, biological process: vacuolar protein processing. Bases 114 to 1391 code for a protein of 425 amino acids. Gene Ontology annotation, molecular function: cysteine-type endopeptidase activity. NCBI's taxonomy places the organism in Eukaryota, Metazoa, Chordata, Actinopteri, Salmoniformes, Salmonidae. The transcript is spliced from 14 exons.